UGUGCGCCUCCUCCUUCUCGCAGUCUGCCAUUUUUCAACUAGCUUCUGGUUGGAUAAGUCUGGUGCGUCUGAUGGAUCUCCACCAGUUCCACUUGUCGACAGUCGACAGAGUUGCACCACGAGAAACAGUCCUUGCUACGUUUCCCAAUUCCAAAUGGCAACGAGAUGCUUGGUGACUGAUGCAAGAUACGGAUUUUUAAAGCAAUUAGGUAUUACCCUCGAAAAUCCUGGCCUUUAUGACGGAAGAUGGGGUGGCUCUGGCAAGUUGAUAGAAUCGAUAUCACCAGCGACCGGCAAGGUGAUUGCAAAGAUCCGGGAAUCGACACCGCAAGAGGCUAGUAAUGCCAUCACGGAAGCGCGUAAAGCAUGGCCACAAUGGACAUCUAUUCCGAUGCCAGCGAGAGGAGAUAUUGUCCGGCAAAUAGGGGAUGAACUCAGAAAAAAUUUGAAGCCGCUAGGCUGCUUGGUAUCCUUGGAAAUGGGAAAGAUAUUACCAGAAAGUAUAGGCGAGAUUCAGGAAUUCAUCGAUAUAUGCGAUUACGCGGUCGGAUUAUCGCGAAUGCUACCCGGCAGCCUAUUCCCCUCAGAGAGAAAGAAUCACGUACUCCUAGAAAAGUGGAAUUCUCUGGGUGUGAUCGGCAUUAUCUCCGCGUUCAAUUUCCCUGUAGCGGUGUACGGCUGGAAUAGCGCUAUCGCCAUGGUCUGCGGUAACACUAUCGUUUGGAAAGGAGCGCCGAGCACAUCUCUGGUGUCCAUCGCAACUACCAAAAUAAUCGCAAAUGUCUUAGAGCGCAAUGGUAUCCCGGGUUCCGUUGCAUCGCUGAUCACGGGUGGAUCAGAUGUCGGGGAGACUCUAGUGAACGAUAAACGGGUACCUCUUAUUUCGUUUACUGGAAGUUCGAACGUAGGAAAACAAGUGGCACUCAAUGUUCAACAGAGAUUUGGAAGAUCUCUGCUAGAGCUUGGCGGUAACAAUGCGUUGAUCAUUGCACAAGAUGCGGAUUUAGAGAUGGCAGUGAGAGCGGCAGUCUUCUCAUGCGUUGGAACAGCUGGACAAAGAUGUACCGCAACCAGGAGAUUAAUAUUGCACAAAAAAAUAAAGAACGAAUUCUUAGGAAGAUUAAAAACGGCAUACAAAAGUAUACUAGAAAAAGUUGGAGAUCCGUUGGAGGACGGUGUGCUGUACGGACCGUUGUAUAAUCAACAAGCAGUCGACAAAUACAAGACAGUAAUUGAAAAAGUUGUGAAAGCCGGUGGCACGAUAGAAUUCGGUGGAAAGCAAAUAGAACGACCCGGUUUCUACGUCGAGCCGACGAUCAUUACAGGUCUACCGCCCGAAUCGGAGAUGGUGCAGCAAGAAACUUUUGCCCCGAUCGUUUACAUCUUGGAGGCGAAUUCCCUAGAGGAGGCUAUUGAUCUUAACAAUGGUGUGGAGCAGGGAUUGAGCAGUAGUCUCUUUACUAAAAACAUCGGAAAUGUAUUUCAGUGGAUCGGCCCUCAUGGAUCAGAUUGUGGCAUAGUUAACAUCAACAUAGGCACUAGCGGUGCCGAGAUAGGUGGUGCAUUUGGCGGCGAGAAGGCUACGGGCGGUGGUCGCGAGAGCGGAAGUGACGCAUGGAAGCAAUACAUGCGACGCGCGACGGUCACGAUCAAUCACGGAAACGAACUUCCUCUGGCUCAGGGCAUCAAGUUUGAAUAA
Messenger RNA from Cataglyphis hispanica, 1699 nucleotides. RefSeq names its product putative aldehyde dehydrogenase family 7 member A1 homolog (gene Aldh7A1). Gene Ontology annotation, molecular function: aldehyde dehydrogenase (NAD+) activity. The record is from RefSeq and is a predicted model, not a curated record. The coding region runs from base 155 to 1699 and encodes 514 amino acids. The transcript has 10 exons. Lineage: Eukaryota; Metazoa; Arthropoda; Insecta; Hymenoptera; Formicidae.